This is a messenger RNA of Camelina sativa (false flax), 769 nucleotides long. RefSeq names its product putative gamma-glutamylcyclotransferase At3g02910. NCBI's taxonomy places the organism in Eukaryota, Viridiplantae, Streptophyta, Magnoliopsida, Brassicales, Brassicaceae. Gene Ontology annotation, molecular function: gamma-glutamylaminecyclotransferase activity. Gene Ontology annotation, cellular component: cytosol. The record is from RefSeq and is a predicted model, not a curated record.
GCCCAUAAUAUGCAAGGAAUAUAAAAACAUAAGUCAUAUUUCUUUUUUCUUUCCCGAGUUAGAGACACUGACCGAGUUACAGUAUUCAUCCCGAGUCAGCAGCCACCAACAACAACUCCAAGAAACUAGUAGUGGCCAUGGCAGGAGAGGCACCCAAGAACCUCGUUUUCGUGUACGGUACGUUAAAAAGAAACCAUGCAAACCAUUUCCUCUUAGAAGAUCUGAUCUCAUCGAACGAUGCUGUUCAUAUCGGUCAACGCACGACCAGGUUACAGUACCCGCUCGUCACGGGUCUCUACGGGAUCCCUUACUUGAUCAACAAACCCGGGUCGGGUCAAAAGAUCCGAGGCGAGCUUUACUCGGUUUCGAAACGUGGGCUUGCACGCCUCGAUGAACUGGAAGGUAUCAAAGUCAAUCACUACGAGAGGUUACAAAUCGAGGUUAGUGAGGAAGAAUCAAACGGCGCCGUUUUAGCGGAGGCUUAUUUUGCUCAUUGUAGGUUUGGUGAGAGGUUGUGGGAGAAGAGAGGGAAGUGCGGGAUGUGUGAAUUUGGCCAAAACGAGGGCGUUUCGUAUGUUAUGGUUAAGGAUAGGCCAACGUUUAGCUCUUUUUUCGAUGAAAUCGAAGCUUUUGUGUCUUCUAGUAAUAGUUGAUUACUAAUUUGAUUCAACGGAUUUUGUUAAAUUCGAUCUUUGAUGCUAUGUUUUGUAAUAAAAUAUUGUUUUGAUGAUUAUGCAAUUUAACAGCUUUUGGUUACGCUCAAAGUACA